AGGCGACCGACCACUUCCCUCUUGUUGCUGUAAAACUGUUAAUUGACUGUGUGUAUUUGCCUGGUGCUAGGAUGGGGUUCCAUGCGUGUAGGCUUUUGAAUGUUUGUUAGUACAGGACCAGUGGUUGUUCCAACCUGCCUUUCAUAUCACCUCCACGCCUAUCCUAAUCAGUCUCCAGCUUCCAGCAUCGGGACGCUGGCGACAGAUUGUAGCGGUGGGGUCUAUGGGUAUCGACAUGAUGUCUCCGCCUUUGAGGAAUUUGAAGUGCUUUUCGCCGGUGAUGUGCCAGUGUAAGGUUAUUUGUAGCAAACGAACCCUCUCCCUCAUGUUCGGCUGCAAGAAAUACAGAUAUCAGGAUGAGGAGACCCCCCCCCUGGAGCAUAGCCCUGCCCACCUGGCUCACAGCAAGAGUGCCGAGAUGCUGCACAUGAGCGACAAGAACCUGGCCGCCAUGGACUCCAUGCACGGCUAUGCUCCCCACACACACAUCUCUCCCAUCAAGCCGGUGUUGAUGUCGGCUGGACACACCCCCCUGUACACCUCCGCGGUCUCCACUCUGGCAAACUCCCCUCCGAUGGUGGUGAACACAGACACACUGGAUGGCUCCCCCUAUGUGAACGGGACAGAGGGGGAGAUUGAAUAUGAGGAGAUUACUCUGGAGAGGGGCAACUCUGGACUGGGCUUCAGUAUUGCAGGAGGUACUGAUAACCCUCACGUGGGAGACGACCCCAGCAUCUUCAUCACCAAGAUCAUACCGGGAGGGGCAGCAGCACAAGAUGGCCGACUAAGAGUGAACGACAGCAUUCUGUUUGUGAAUGAUGUGGACGUGCGCGAGGUGACUCACAGCCAGGCUGUGGAGGCGCUCAAGGAGGCCGGCGCCAUUGUCAGACUCUACGUGCUGCGCAGGAAAGCCAUCGCCGAGAAAGUCCUCGAGCUCAAACUCAUCAAAGGACCCAAAGGUUUGGGGUUCAGUAUAGCAGGGGGUGUCGGUAAUCAGCACAUCCCGGGAGACAACAGCAUUUACGUGACCAAGAUCAUCGAGGGAGGAGCCGCGCAUAAAGAUGGCCGACUACAGAUAGGAGAUAAGAUACUAGCGGUCAAUAACGUGUGUUUGGAGGACGUGAUGCACGAGGAUGCUGUGGGGGCCCUUAAGAACACAGCUGAGGUGGUCUACCUGAGGGUGGCCAAACCCAACAACCUGUACCUGACCAAUACCUACAACCCACCAGACCUCACCAGCACGUAUUCGCCACACAUGGAUACAGACCUCGGGCAUCCCUACAUGGGCUCGGAUUACCCACAAGCCCUCACUCCCACCUCGCCCAGCCGCUUCUCUCCGGUGCUGCACGGCAUGCUGGGAGAGGAGGAUCUUCCUAGAGACCCGAGGCGUGUGCUGAUCCACCGGGGCUCCACAGGGUUGGGCUUUAAUAUAGUGGGGGGAGAGGAUGGCGAGGGGAUCUUCAUCUCCUUCAUCCUGGCAGGAGGCCCAGCGGACCUGAGUGGAGAGCUGCGCAAGGGAGACCAGAUUCUGAGCGUGAACGGAGUGGACCUGAGGGCCGCCACCCACGAGCAGGCGGCAGGAGCGCUGAAGAACGCCGGCCAGACCGUCACCAUCAUCGCCCAGUACAGACCCGAAGAAUACAGCCGGUUUGAGGCGAAAAUCCAUGAUCUGCGGGAGCAGCUUAUGAACAGCAGUAUGGGCUCUGGAACAACAACCCUGAGGAGUAACCCUAAGAGGGGCUUCUACAUCAGAGCGCUGUUUGACUAUGAUAAGACGGUGGACGGCGGUUUCCUGAGCCAGGCGAUGGGCUUUAAGUUUGGGGAUGUUCUGCACGUGCUGGACUGCGGCGAUGAGGAGUGGUGGCAAGCCAGACGCGUCUGUCCACAGGGAGAGGGCGAGGACAUCGGCUUCAUCCCCAGCAAGAGGAGGGUGGAGAGGAAAGAAUGGUCUCGGUUCAAGUCAAAAGACAGGGAUCGCAGUCGAGACAGUUUAGGAUCACAAGGGAGAGAAGAAGUAGGGAACAGUUAUGAAACCGUCACACAAGUUGAAGUGCACUAUGCGAGGCCCAUCAUUAUUUUAGGGCCGGUGAAAGAUCGGGUAAACGACGACCUGCUGUCUGAGUUCCCCGACAAGUUUGGCUCCUGUGUGCCUCAUACAACACGACCAAAGCGGGAAUACGAGGUGGACGGGAGAGACUACCACUUUGUGUCGUCACGGGAACAGAUGGAGAAAGACAUCCAGAGUCAUCGCUUCAUCGAAGCAGGCCAGUACAACAGCCACCUCUAUGGCACCAGUGUCCAGAGCGUCAGAGAAGUGGCUGAGCAGCAAGGUAAGCAUUGUAUUUUGGAUGUGUCAGCCAACGCGAUCCGCAGACUGCAGGCAGCACAGCUCCAUCCCAUAGCCAUCUUCGUCCGGCCCAAGACGCUGGAGAAUGUCCUAGAGCUCAACCCACGCCUAACAGAGGAGCAGGCGCGGAAAGGCAUGGACCGCGCCGUCAAGCUCGAGCAGGACUUCCUGGAGUGCUUCUCUGCUGUUGUGGAGGGCGAGCGGUUUGAGGAGGUCUACCAUCAAGUGAAAACAGUGAUCGAGGAACAGUCUGGGCCUUACAUCUGGAUCCCGACUAGGGAGAGGCUCUGAGCCUACCCCAGAAUCCAGCUCUCCAAUGCAGUCACCAUUCAGCCUAGCCGCCCCUCACCAUGGAGCUAAUGCCUAUAGAGGGAGGGAAGGAGGGAGCGAAAGAGAGAGAGAGAGAGAGAGGAGAGAGAGACUGUUCUCUUCUCUUGUAUGCAUUUUCAUCACUCGGUUUCCACAUACGAGAAAGGAGUGACAGAGGAUGUUCCACAACAGGGAAGACUAAAAGCGUGAGAGAGAGAGAGAGAGAUAGAUAGAUAGAGAG
Messenger RNA from Clupea harengus (Atlantic herring), 2897 nucleotides. RefSeq names its product discs large MAGUK scaffold protein 4a (gene dlg4a). Gene Ontology annotation, molecular function: protein kinase binding; ionotropic glutamate receptor binding. NCBI's taxonomy places the organism in Eukaryota, Metazoa, Chordata, Actinopteri, Clupeiformes, Clupeidae. Gene Ontology annotation, biological process: postsynaptic neurotransmitter receptor diffusion trapping; cell-cell adhesion; embryo development. The record is from RefSeq and is a predicted model, not a curated record. Gene Ontology annotation, cellular component: basolateral plasma membrane; postsynaptic density membrane; neuron projection.